UGACAUUGGUUUCGGCCAAUAGCAUGCAGCGUUUUCCCCAUAACGAGUGCGUGUCAGAAUCAAGUGCACUAGGACUGCUGAGGAUGUCUGACAAGGCAGAGUCUCCCACAGAAACGCAAAAAGAUGAGCCUUCAACCCCACAACAGCCUACGGAAGACUCGGGGAUGGCAGACGAUAAGAAAAAAAUUGACGUGUUGUUGAAGGCAGUAGGAGACACCCCCAUCAUGAAGACAAAGAAAUGGUCGGUAGAGAAAGGGAGGACAGUGCAAUCACUCUCUCAAUUCAUCUCUCGAUUCCUCAAGAUGGAGGCCAAUGAACAGCUGUUCAUUUACGUCAACCAGUCAUUCUCUCCCUCGCCUGAUCAGGAAGUAGGAGUCCUGUUUCAAUGUUUUGGCAGCGAUGGGAAGCUUGUUCUACAUUACUGUAAAUCUCAAGCCUGGGGUUAACAGUCUUUAGCCCUUUUCAGUUCAAACGCAUACACACACAAUAUUGUUUAUACUCCUUCCUUGCCUAAACCAAUGUUGUCAUUGCUAAUUUCUUGUUUGUUUUGCUGUACAUAACCCAAUGUAAAUAAAUUGUGACUAUAUAAAGUAAA
This is a messenger RNA of Oncorhynchus kisutch (coho salmon), 595 nucleotides long. RefSeq names its product ubiquitin-like protein ATG12. The record is from RefSeq and is a predicted model, not a curated record. Gene Ontology annotation, molecular function: Atg8-family ligase activity. Bases 24 to 446 code for a protein of 140 amino acids. Gene Ontology annotation, cellular component: phagophore assembly site membrane; Atg12-Atg5-Atg16 complex; autophagosome membrane. Gene Ontology annotation, biological process: protein lipidation involved in autophagosome assembly; glycophagy; piecemeal microautophagy of the nucleus. The transcript has 4 exons. Lineage: Eukaryota; Metazoa; Chordata; Actinopteri; Salmoniformes; Salmonidae.